CUUACAGAGAGAGAGAGAGAGAGAGAGAGAGAGAGAGAAAGAGAAAUAUAGGUUUUUCUCUCUCUAGAACACGUGAAGAAGAAGGAGGGCAUAACAAUGGGGAAGAGAAGAGGAAUCUCUGCAGUGAGCGUCCUUUUCGGGUGGUUGAGAAGGCAAUCGAAGAAGGUUAAGACAGCUCUCGGAAUCAUCCUGUCUCUGCUCCUUGUCGUCUCUCUGAGAUUCACAGUGAAGAAUCACAACCACUUCUUCGUCGCCUCCGAAGCCAUUCACGCCGCCGGAAUUUUUGUUCUGAUCUACAAACUCACCCGUCAAAAGACCUGCUCCGGUCUUUCUUUGAAGUCCCAAGAAGUCACAGCACUAUUUCUUGCUGUGAGGCUGAUCUGCAGCCUAAACAUGGAAGGUGACAUCCAUACGUUUCUCGAUCUCGCCACCUUUGUAUUGACCCUAUGGGUCAUCUAUAUGAUCCGGUUCAAGUUGAACUCGUCUUAUGUCAAGGAGCUCGACAAUGUCCCCAUCUGCUAUCUGGUUGUGCCAUCUGCUGUCCUUGCAUUGCUCAUCAAUCCUAUUACUCAUGGUUUCGUAACUCGGGUCAUGUGGGCAUUCUGCGUUUACUCGGAAUCUGUAUCCGUUCUUCCUCAGCUUCGAAUGAUGCAAAAUGCCAAGAUGAUAGAGCCAUUCACGGCUCACUACGUGUUUGCGCUCGGGAUUGCAAGAUUCUUGGCAUGCGCUCAUUGGCUUAUCCAGGUUUACGAGACGGGAGGACAGUACCUAUGGCUGAUAGGGGCCGGUUACUUGUGGUUCCCGGCCGCUCUACUGGCCGAGAUUGUUCAAACGUUCAUCCUCGCCGACUUCUGCUAUUACUAUGUCAAAAGUGUGAUGGAUGGACAGCUUGUGAUGAAGAUGCCAGUUUAGGUGAACAGAGCUUGUUUUUUAAAGCUGAAACACAACACAAGCACAUGGUCUAUAAAACGAUGCUGCUUCAACUUUUUUGUAGUAAGAAUCUGGUAAAACUAGUGUUUUAUAACUUAUUUUUUAUUUGAAUUUUUAAUGGGUUUGUCAUUAAAGAAACUAAUUGCAUAUGUUUAAUAUUCAGGCGUAAGAAUUUGUUCACUUAGAA
Tarenaya hassleriana is the source of this 1117-nucleotide messenger RNA. RefSeq names its product putative ER lumen protein-retaining receptor C28H8.4. The record is from RefSeq and is a predicted model, not a curated record. Gene Ontology annotation, cellular component: membrane. NCBI's taxonomy places the organism in Eukaryota, Viridiplantae, Streptophyta, Magnoliopsida, Brassicales, Cleomaceae. Gene Ontology annotation, molecular function: ER lumen protein retrieval receptor activity. Bases 97 to 912 code for a protein of 271 amino acids. The transcript is spliced from 6 exons. Gene Ontology annotation, biological process: protein retention in ER lumen.